This is a messenger RNA of Miniopterus natalensis, 5722 nucleotides long. RefSeq names its product mitogen-activated protein kinase 1 interacting protein 1 like (gene MAPK1IP1L). NCBI's taxonomy places the organism in Eukaryota, Metazoa, Chordata, Mammalia, Chiroptera, Miniopteridae. The record is from RefSeq and is a predicted model, not a curated record.
CGCUUUCCCCGGACCCAUCGCCGCUCCUAGACCUUGCUGCGGGCUCGGAUCUUGCCGGGAAAAUGUCUGAUGAAUUUUCGAUCAGUAAGACAUGCCUUUUCUGUAUUGCAGUUGGCAGAUGCACUACCUGACCACUCCCCUGCCAAAACUUCUGCUGUGAGCAAUACAAAACCUAGCCAACCUCCUCAAAGCUGGCCAGGUUCCAACCCUUGGAAUAACCCAAGUGCUCCGCCUUCUGUGCCAUCUGGACUCCCACCAAGUGCAACACCCUCCACUGUGCCUUUCGGACCAGCACCAGCAGGAAUGUAUCCCUCUGUGCCUCCCACUGGACCACCUCCAGGACCCCCAGGACCCUUUCCUCCUUCUGGACCAUCAUGCCCCCCACCUGGUGGUCCUUAUCCAGCCCCAGCUGUGCCAGGUCCUGGCCCCACAGGGCCAUAUCCUACACCAAAUAUGCCCUUUCCAGAGCUUCCUCGACCAUAUGGUGCUCCCACUGAUCCAGUUGCAGCUGGUCCUUUAGGUCCAUGGGGAUCCAUGUCUUCUGGACCUUGGGCACCAGGAAUGGGAGGGCAGUAUCCUACACCUAAUAUGCCAUACCCAUCUCCAGGGCCAUAUCCCGCACCUCCUCCUCCCCAAGCACCAGGGGCAGCACCACCUGUUCCAUGGGGCACUGUUCCCCCAGGCGCCUGGGGACCACCAGCACCAUAUCCUGCCCCUGCAGGAUCAUAUCCCACACCAGGACUCUAUCCCACUCCCAAUAAUCCUUUUCAAGUGCCUUCAGGACCUUCUGGUGCUCCACCAAUGCCUGGUGGCCCCCAUUCCUACCAUUAAGUUAAUGGAUGAAGAGAUGACGCUUUGCUUUUUGAAGUACAUAUAUAUGCACAUGAAUGCAUAUAUAAAAAUUGCUGGUUUCACUAUUAGAGGGCAUUCACGAAAACAACUCUUGCACCUCUCAGAAGAUAUCUGCCUCUUGUACUUGGAUGUAUAAUAUAUCGGAUGGAUACAAUCAGAUAAAAAUGUAAAAGUAAAUCAUUCAAAUGUGAUUUUUAUUCAGUUUUUAUGGAAAGUUAAAAUAAGUAUAUUGAAUAGCUCUUUGAUAUAAUUUGUUUAAAACAAAUUUUGGAUUUGUUUAAAUUAUGAAACUACAGACUUAAAAAUCUAAGAUGAUGUAUGUAUUAUUGUUAGAAUCUGCAACCUCAUUGGCAAAUUAUUUCAAGUAUUUUUCUAUAAUCACAUUUUCCCUAAGUGAACACACUUUGAAAUACUCAUUGUCAUAAUUUAAACAAAUGAUGCCUCUCAACAUCUUGAGCUGCUCUAUCUAUAGAAUAAAUAAAACUAGUCCUCUUGAGGUUAUGUUUUGAAUAUACAUUUUAAAACUGGCAGUAAGUAUUGUCAGAUGUUGAGUUUAUUAGGCAGUGUUCGUUUUUAUACUUGAGAUUUUAGUAACAGCUUUCAUUUUGAGUUCCACCUGAUUUGUUUUACUUUUAGCCAAAUGGGUCAGACAGCUCUAAAAUCUGCCAUUUAUGGAAACUUUUCUUUUUAAUGCAGGCCAACAUGUAUGUAAAGUAUGCUCUUAAAGAAUUAGUGAUCUCUGUAUUGCCGUAGAAUAGAUUGAAAUGUCCAUAUUGCUUUGGGAAGAGCUCAAGGAAGGAAAUAAUUCUCUCCUUUGUCUUGAACCUCAAACUAGAGGAAACAUUGGGAGUUGCUUCAUAGUGAAAGUAAUUUGCAUUCUCACAAAUCACUCUUCCCCCCAGACCCUUCCUUGUAGGCCCUUCUCCCUCAGUUCUUUAGGAGCACAUCCCUUAAUUCCUCCCUGAUACGGAAAACUGGCACACUCUAGGGGUCUGUCAUAAACACAUAUAGCAGUUGUUUAAAGAACCUUAGUCACACAGGCAUGACUGUUCUCUUUGUAGAAGUGUGAUCAAAAUAUGUAUCUGUCUUUCAGAGUCUGGUUAAGCUAUGUCAUUGUCUAUUGCAUAGUUUCCUGGAUCUGUUUGUAAAGUGCUUAUGGCUAACAGUUCAGUUCUGUAUUUGUUGACAGGUAAAUAGGUAGAAUUAAGUGCCAUCCUUAAAAAUUAUCCUCUUACUUUGACACUGAAAAUAAUAAAGUAUAGAUCUCUGCAAUUGAGUUUAAAGAAGUGUGACUGUAUUACUUAAAUGUGUUGUUUGUAACCACCAAAAUAGUCUGAGUAGUUUUUUGGCACCUUAUCUUUAAAUCAGAUUCUUAAUUUUGGGAUAGAACUGAUCGUGUUAUUUGUGAAAUAACAUUUUGAAACUUUUAAUAUAUCCAUUGGGUUACUAAAAUGUAUUGUGAAUUUCUUCACCAUUAUAGGAUAGAUUGAUUUAUGCUAGAAUUUUUGGUUUUGCUUAGAAAUAAAGUAUUUAGUAGUUUAUUUUUCUUAUAGUUAAAAUGUCAAGAAUGCCAAAUACUGCCAAUUUAAUGGUCAGUAGCUACCUCCUUUUAAGAAAGCAAGAUGGCCACCUUUGGGAGAAACAUUCAGUGUUGAAACCUCCCUUUUAAGUAGGUGAUAGAUUCAGGCUUCCAGAAUUGAAAGUAAUUUGUUUAGAUAUUUUCAGACUGGUGAAUGUUGUUACACAGUUCUUGCAUAGUGGCACAUGUGGUCUUUUUAUCUUUCACUUCCUUGCAAGGCCAGGUGGCAGCCAUUUACAACACUUUUUGGAACUCUGUUGUCAAAGUAGCCUCCAAUUUUCAAGGCAAGUAGCCUUAGGUGUUAUAUCUUAAAUUAUCAGUCAUCAUCAUGUCAGCUAACUUUGGAGGCAUAAGAUGAGAGGAAAAGUGAGAUGGCAGCGAAGAUCUCUCCUUAUGCUUAUUUUGGUUGUCCUGCAUUAGGAUUAAGUUGAUAACUCUGGCUUUAGAUGUAAUAUUUAAUGUAACACCAGAAAGGAUAAUGUUUGACUAAAAGAUGGGGUAGCAAGUUUGGGAGUCUAAUUGAGGAGCCUGUUUAUUAUUGGAGAAAAUCUUUUGUUAAAGGAUUUGAAGGACCAUGAACACAAGAUUUGGAAUUACUAUUCCCAAUAAGUAUAUUAACUUUGCUAGUGACCCAUACUGCUCAGUGUGCCCUAGACAAUACUGCUAUUUUUAACCUUUGCUUUUCAAGGACUUUUUUUUUUUUUUUUUAAUGGAAAAAUGGAAAUCAAAGGGAACAGAAUUUGCUGUUAUAUUUGUAAUUCUUUAGAGCAUCAUUUCUCAAAUCGGGAGAGGUGUCUCAAUUCUCAAGGGUACUCUAGGCAAAAAGUAUUUUUAGGUUCAGGGUGGAGUUAAGAAAAUCAGAAGUUUCAAUGGGGGAAGCAUCUAAGGAAGAUUUCUUUUCUCUUUAUAAGGGAAUAAUUUGCUUUAAAAAAUAAGUCAUGCGAGGCUGAGUUUAUUGAAGACUACUUGUUACCAAGUAUGUUUAGUCUUAAGGGAAUGUAAAGUAUGAAAUAUGCUGGUAUUUGAACUUCAAGAGCAAGAAUUUCAAAAUAAGUUUGGUGGAGAUAGUUGAGAUGCGUUGAAGAAUAUAGACUUUGAAAUGUUGAACCUAAAAAAUGACAAUGAAAAAUUAAAAUAUAGACCUUAUAUUCACAUUCAGUUCUCAAGAAUCAAGGCACCUUAAAGAAGUUUAAUAACUUGGCUUGUCUUUAUUGGACUCAGCCUGACACCUUUUCAAGCCUGAGAUGGCUGUUUGCAGCUCUCACUCCACAGCCCUGUUUUGUGUAAAGCUAUGUAUUGAUUAUGCAGGAGCAGGCAUGACUUUUUUUUUUAACAUCUCUAUUUGCAGCCAUCACUGGGGCCAUUUCUUGCUGCUUGUUUGCUGGCCUGCUCUUCCAGCAGCAUGGCACGGCACAAGGUCUUGAUGACAUCUUGCAGCGCUGAGAAGUGCUUGGCUUGCUGGGCCAGGGCAGACUCUGCCUUGUUCACAAAGGUCUCCAGAUCGUAGUCUGGCUUCUUGGUCAUCUUUGAGAGCUCAAGCCAGCCUGGCCCUUGCUGUAUAACCCUGAGCUCUUCCAUGACCCUCCUCCAGCUCCCUGAUCUGAGUCAUGGCUUCAUUAAAGGUGAACAUCUGGAAAGACAGUUCCUCUUCCUUAGAAACAUUGCCUGUGAUCAAGGACCCAUGAAAGCUGGCUUCUCUCUCUUCUGUUUCCAUUUGAGUUGGCUGCUCCUCACUGGGCCUACUCUGGGGGCUCAGCUCCUUGACCCUGUCUGAGUAUCUUAGUGUAUUUAAAGUGCAUUCACAGGAGCUCAUGCCUGGUGAGAGCAUGGCAAUCCAUGGCUUGGCGCCAGCUGGAAAGAGUAACAAGACAUUUUUAAUUACCCAAGGGCCUCCUCCCUUUGUCCAUUUUACUGUUUAUUGUUUUCAGUAGAGAAUAGUAAUAGGGCAGAGAAGAAGGGUGAAUUUUUGGCCUUGGUUGGUCACACCACUACAAUGGAAUAUUAGAAUAUUUUCUAGGAAAGAAGUCAGUUGUGCCCAUAUUUUACCUCAUAAAUAAUUAGUGCUACCUAUUGUACUCAGAUGUACAGCUUUCGAAACUAUGUGUAGAUGAACAUAGCUCUACUCAAAGUUUCAAUAAAAAUACUGUGCCUAGUUUUCCUAUAAAUCAAUUGCCUACACUUUUAAAUGAUUAGUGCCAUGUCUUCCUUCCUCACCCUGAAUGAUCUAGUGCUAGCUUUAUUAAAAUGCCACGGUUACAAACCCUGGGAGUUAAACCUGAGCACAGACCUUCCAGUGUUAACGUUUUUUGAAAAGCAGAAGGCUAAAUUCAGAUGAAUCACACUGAUACACUGCGCUAUGCAUAGAAAGUGGUGGGUGGCUUUCAGGGAAGACUAUAAUUUAAUCCUAAUAGAGCAAUAUUUAGUAUGAAGACACUGUUCUGUUUAUUUUCAGAAUUCUGCCAAGUAAAACAAAAAUUGCCAAUAAAAUAAUCAGUAUUAAAGAAAUGCUAUGCGAGCUUCUGGCUGUAGAAUAUUUCUGAGAACUACAUUCAUUCAACAGACACUUAAAUGUCUGUGAUCUAGGUGCUUUGCCAGAUGCCAGAGAUUAAAGAGAGUGCCUGACCUUUAGAGGUUCCCAGUCUAGAGGGGGCAUUAUAGAAUUCAUUAGUAUACCCAUUAUUAGUUUAACCUGGAAAAACAUAUUUUGGUGUUCCUGCUGGUGGAAAUUAUAGACCAGCCUUUGGGCAUUUUAAAGAGCAAAAUAUGCUAUACCUUUUUUUUUUUAAGUAAGAAAUGAAUGUUUUCCAGGAUUGUAGUCUUGUCAUUAUAACUUUUCAAACAUGCAAAGUAAUGGGAUGUUUUCCUUUUUACUUUUCCCCUGGAUAAAGGCACUUUCACUGCCUGUCAUUGAUUAGCAGAUACUGAUUUGUUGCCAUUAAGUAAACUUGAUUUCUUUGUGCUCUAUAAAGGUUUUUUGUAUUUUUUCUUGAUAUUGUUAUUUUUUCAUUGAGUUAAUAAUGACGAAUUUAAUGUAUGUAAUUGUCUAUGCAUUUUAAGUUAAACUGCCUAAAAUGUGAUUUGAGACAUAUACAUUUGUUUGUAUUAUGAACUGUAAGCAAUCUGUUUGAGACGUUAGGUUUUAUCACCUGCUGCUGUAUUUGUAAACAAAGAUAAAUGUUGCUUUAAGAAGUAAUUAUAAUUAGGACUAGUCUGUGGAUGUGAUACUUGAUAUUUUUAAAGAUAAACUUGUUUGCUUUUGUGUAUUAUACCUGAAAACUUUUUAAAAAUGUA